AUGGGACACAAUCAGGUUGUGGCUGAUGCGGCUGUCGCAGAUGCUUAUGUGGACUCAGUGAACCUUGCUGGACCUCUUGACGUCCAUCAACCUCUUGAGACACGCAAGUCCCCAGAUUACAUCCCCAACAUGGCGAAACAAGGCUACGAUGUUGUUGUAGACGUGGAUACAGAGGGCGACCUCGGACAUACCGACCUCCAAGAGGAUCUUGAAUUCCAUCCGUCCAAUUUCGAAAAUGGCCCUCAAAGCGCCAAAGCGCACUCAGACAGCACACCUUUCCUCGGCAGCGGAGGAUCCUCACGCAGUCGCGGUCGUGACCGAUCCCCCGGCGGUUCACCGUCCAAGCACCGCUGGUGGUCAAUCCAUUAUUACUCACAGUACUUCGACGUCGACACGAACGAAGUGCUCCGACGAUGCGUCGCAGCCCUGUACCCUCGUACCAACUUCCUAGACGUCUUAGAAGGCAACCCGGAUCUCUACGGCCCGUUCUGGAUCGCCACGACCGUCGUCGUCAUCCUGUUCCUGACAGGUACGAUCUCGCAGUGGCUGUCUAAUAGACACGAUGACCAUUUCGAGUACGAUUUCACUCUUCUUUCCGGUGCGGCUGGUUUGAUCUACGGGUAUACAUUCGUGCUUCCUGUUGGAUUGUGGGCUGCGCUGAAGUGGUUUGGGAGUUCUACCGCGGACUUGAUCGAAUGCUGGGCUUUGUAUGGGUAUGCGAAUUUGGCCUGGAUCGGCGUGGCUUUGGUUAGUUGGAGUCCGUUGACGGCGCUCAACUGGGCGCUUGUCGGUGUGGGAUUCGGCUGGACCGUAUUCUUCCUCCUGAGGAACUUGUACCCUGUUCUGAACUCUACGGAAGCGAGGGCUAGCAAGAUUCUCUUAAUUCUGGUCGUUGUGCUUCACGCCGGUCUUGCCAUUGCUAUCAACUUCCUCUUCUUUGCACAUGGAAGUCCUGCCUCCAAAAAGAACAAACACAAGGGCCAUGACGACGACGAUGAUGACGACCACGAUGACCAUGAUGACGAUAAGCGGCGGAUGUUCAGAAUGUGAAGCGCAAUUCAAUUCUGUUUUUCAUUAACCAGCCAGACCCUCAUCGUCAAAACUUGCAGGACUUCAUUAUCGGUCGAUGGAGGAUUUAAUUUGUUUGGGGACUUUAUUAUUUCGUACUGGCCACCAGUCCGUUGUACCCUUACCUGUGU
This is a messenger RNA of Monascus purpureus, 1199 nucleotides long. The record is from the annotation of a GenBank genome assembly. Lineage: Eukaryota; Fungi; Ascomycota; Eurotiomycetes; Eurotiales; Aspergillaceae.